CACGUCGUCCAUCUUGAUUCCCAGACCACAGAUUCUCCACUGGAGCCUCAGACCACGCUCCCCUUAAAUCAGUCGCUGCCUGACGUCAUGACGGCGCUGACGCGUCACACCACGCAUGACAGCAGACAUGACGGGCUCGGUCCUCUCGGCUGUGGAUUCUCCAUCUCACCACAGCCUGGGAUGUUUCUUCACUGUGCCGGUGUGUCGGUGAAGGCGCUGCCUCCAUGUUCGCGGUGCCGGGUUAAAGUCUGGGUGUGUCCCUGCAGCGGCUCGCGCUCCUCCCUCUCCACUACUUGUUGUUGUUGUUUUUGUUGUUGUGUGUAACUGCCGCGCGCUGUGGCUCGUGCUGUCAGCCCCGGUCUCGUGCCUGGACGCGCGCAUGCAUCAGAAUGGCUCCGGCGGCUCCAGCGGCUCCAGCGGCUCUGACGGUCCCGGGGGCGGCGGCGGUGGCAGGGAGCGGCAGCAGGCUCCGUCCUUCAGCCCGCUGCCCUCCGCCACGACGCGGGUGAGGCGCUUCAUCCAGGAGAGACGCACGCUGCCUCUACCCAGAGUGAUGGUGGUGUUCUCGGCCGCGGGGGACACCGACAAACCCAGCGAUGCCAUGUCCGGCUCGGACACUGCGGAGGACGAGCUCCGGAAGCCGCCGGCCUCCCCCUCGCCGAGCCGCAGCCUGAGCAAGCCGCUGCGCCCCGCGCUGAGCGCACAGGAGCAGGAGUUUCCAGAGGUCAUCUCUCUGAACAUUGGGGGCAUGUACUUCACCACCCGUCUGUCCACGCUACGGCGAUACGAGGACACAAUGCUGGCUGCCAUGUUCAGUGGGCGUCACUACAUCCCACGUGAUGCUGAUGGACGCUACUUCAUUGAUCGGGAUGGAACGUAUUUUGGGGACAUCCUGAACUUCCUGCGAGAAGGCGAGCUCCCCCACAGGAGCCGAGUGCGACCGGUGCACAGGGAAGCUCAGUACUAUUCCAUUGGCCCGCUGCUGGACAGCCUGGAGGACAUUCAGCCGCUCACGGGAGAGAAGGUUCGACAAGCUUUCCUCGAUCUGCUGCCCUAUUACAGAGACAAUCUGGAGCGCAUUGUCGAGAUCGCCAAACUGAGGGCCAUGCAAAAAAAGGCCCGAUUUGCCAAGUUGAAGAUCUGUGUCUACAAGGAGGAGAUGCCCAUCACGCCGUACGAGCGCCCUCUUUUUAACUCUCUGCGCUUUGAACGCUCGGACAGCGAGGCCAAGCUCUUUGAGCAUCACUGCGAGGUGGAUGUUUCCUUCGGACCUUGGGAGGCAGUGGCGGACGUUUACGACCUGCUGCACUGCAUCGUCAGUGACCUGGCCGAGCGGGGCAUCACUGCCGAGCAGCAGUGCAUCGGUGUCUGCGACAAGCACCUUAUCAAUCACUACUACUGCAAGAGGCCCAUCUAUGAGUUCAAGAUCACGUGGUGGUGAAGCUGGAGGGAGACACUCGUGGCUGAUUGGACCAAAAUGGAUGUUCCAUUUCUUUCUAUAACUCGGCCGAUAUUGGUUUUUGUAUCAAAGCGCCAAUAUUUUUUGCUGCUGUCUUUAAAAUGUGACCCUUUAAAUCACGUUCUAAUUUUUAAAUAUUCUGUUUCCCCAAAAUAUUUUUUUUUGAUUUCUGUCUCGUCAAACACAAUGAAGCAAAAAAACGAAAUACACACAAUUCAGUUAAGUUGGAACAUGUCCUCCAUUAUACAGACAGGUGUUUCUGUUUUUUUGCCAACCCUCAUUUAAUAGAAUGGCGAGAACAAAGCAAUAGAAACUCUUCUCAGUAUAAAGCAGUGAUAGUCAACAGCACCACAAACCUUUAGCCUCUAGAAUAAUCAUAUAACUGAAUCAAAACUUCACUAAAACAUUUUCAAAAAACCAAACCAGUUUAACUGGGUGUGACUUAUUAACUGGCCAUAAAUACAAACACUUCCACUGAGAUCCAGGCCAUUGAUAAACAGUACUAUUACUGAAUCUCCUGUUGUUGCUGACCUCCAGUGUGAUGCAAAGGUUUACUCUGGGACCUCAUGACACCAAUGUCACUACAUCCGUUAUGAAGAAGAGGAGAAAGAGACUUAUAACUGUCAAAGGUCAGAACACUCCUCUUCAGCUUUUGAUUUCAGAUGAAGGCAUUUUUGACACAUUUCAUACAUUUUUAUUUCCUCCACCAGUGUCUGCACUAGACACGUUCAGGCACCUGUUUUUGCAACGCUGAGAGCCUGGCACAGUCACAGUAGUUACAUGCAAGCUGAAGACACAAUGGCAAAAAACACACCCCCAAGUCACAGCUACUGUAUGUGUGAGUGAAAGGACGAUCAUUAUUCAGCUUCUGUAGACCGUUGUGUUGAUUACCACUGAAGUGAAUCUGUCAAAAAACAUGAAACUUGUUGAUGGAGACAGUAUUUUGCGCGUCUCGUGGAACAGAUUUGCUUUUAUUGUUAUCAGUACAGCCGUCUACUCCAGAGACGUUAUAAAUGAGAGAGACACUGCUGUAUGGAAAAGCCUAAAGCGCCAAAGAUGGCGCUUGUGGGACAUAUCGUGCCUCUGUAUCAAUGUGCCAGAUGUCUGCUUUUUUGAAUACUGCAGGGAAGAGUUCAAAUCUUUCCAACCUGACAAUAGAAAAGUCAUAUAAAAGUUUGUGAAUACCAGGCUAAGUUUGGCUGUAAGUGCCAUAGUUUUGCAUUCAACGUUUGAUUUGAAAGAAAAAAAAUGGAUUAUCACAUUUUCAGAAGUUACACAGUUGCUUUAAGACACAAAAUGUCUUUUAAUGCUUUUUAUUCCAACUUAUGUGUGUAACUAGCAACUGUUGGACCGCAAGAUCUGCUAAGCGCAAUCUGAAUGUUUGACAGUGUGGCUAAAUUCAACAAGUGUAGACACUGAUAAAGAUCGUAGCGGUCGCUGGUAUCUUGCUUUGCAGCAAAUGUAAACAACGUAAAACUCUGAAUGUGCAAAAACAAUCAAAAUCCUGAGAUGAUUGUCACGUCAGAAGAUAACAUUAUUUACCUCAUUUAAAAGUCAAUCUUAAAUGUUUUUUUCAUGUUGCCAUUGUUAAAAGUAGGAUCAAUGUCAUUUCCCACAUUAAUUUAUUCAUAGUUAAUUUAUCAGUCUAUCUGUUGCUUUGCCCUGAUGUGGAUUGAUAUGUGAAUGGGUUCAGGAUGGUCUCACCACAUUUCCAGUAAAUAUAGAAAAUUAUAUUAUGAGCAAGAAAACUGAAGUCAAAUCUGUAUUUUUAGGAAUAAUGUUUGUUUCAGAAUACAGAUGUGUAACUGUGAACCUGUUCCUUUUGGAAAAACAGAGUAUAUUUUAAUUAUGCAACCUCCUGAGGAGUGUGUGUUUAAAGAUUUGAAAGAGGUUGGGUGGUGUCUGUUUUUCUCAGAACAGUCUUCACAUUUGACGUUGUUACGUAGAAUCACUCAGUUGUAGAGAGUUGGAGAUCGAAGGAAGACAAAUUGAAGGAAGCUGAAUUUGUUGCACACUAAUGUAAAUGUGCAGCUGUUGUUGUAGCCGAAGUAUACAAGAGAGAAUCUUAAAUCAAACAACUUAAGUAGUUAUUCAAUGUCAACUUCCGCUUGCAACUUGCAUACACAAGUUAAGUUAAAUGGGUAUUUCCUACUGUACUUGAUGAUGAAGUCUGAGCACCUUGUGUUUGUCACCGAGAUGUUUUGUGUUACCCUCAAACAGCUCUGUAGUUAUUAACUGUGGAGUGUAACAGCAUCGACAUCAGUUCAUUUAGCUUCACUAAGAAAGAACAUGCAGUUUUGAGCACUAGGUUUGAAUGUUUUUUAUAUUGUUCCAACCUAUAUUUUCUGUUAGCUUCUAGGAAGCUAUAGAUCUAUUGUCCUCUAUGUGUUCAGUUAGUUUGUAGUGAAAAAGCAAAGUGUGAUUUUUAUUGUUUAUCUAAAAUUAAAAAUGACUGUUAAAAGGUAAA
Molecule: messenger RNA, 3926 nt
Organism: Hippoglossus stenolepis (Pacific halibut)
Lineage: Eukaryota; Metazoa; Chordata; Actinopteri; Pleuronectiformes; Pleuronectidae
Gene: kctd7
Product: potassium channel tetramerization domain containing 7
Exons: 4
Coding region: 380-1441 (353 amino acids)
Biological process (GO): protein homooligomerization
Molecular function (GO): protein binding
Source: RefSeq, a predicted model, not a curated record